AUGAAAGAAUCCUCACUAUUACUACUGUCGGAAGGUGAAACUUCCUCAUCCUCAAAGACAAUGAAUCCGGGCACACCACACAUCUCGCCCAACCAUCCAUCCACCUCAUCUAAAUUAGAGGUUGAUUUUGUCAUCCUUCUACCUCAACUCCUCUUUAUCACCCUUUUGGAAUUUUUUUUUGGAAUUAUGGACCCAAACUUUCGAAAUUUUAUAAAUUCAACUUAUGAGGACUAUCAUGGCUACCUAGGCUUCACCAAAUCUAAGCUGAAGAUGGAGAUGGAAAAUACGUCGAAAAGGAAUGGGAAAGUGUUGUAUAUUUCUCAUGCUUGUCAUGAUCCAAGUGGUAAACUUCCCUUCUUCAAUAAGGUAUACAAAGGCACUGGUUUUACCAUGAUGCAUCGUUUACGAUGGAAUCCAUUGUCCUCUGAGUUACGUGAUGCAUUAAUGCCUUUUGUUUCUGACUGUAUAAUACUCAUAAUACAGUGCAUUUUUCGUGCUUUCUGGUCUUACAGUUCUAGAGCCAAAUGGGUGGUUGUUUGUGAUAUUUUCGGCAUCACACCUGCAUUUGCUGUUUUAAUUAUUAUUAGAAGUGAAAUUUCUGUUACUGUGCAUGCAUUGAAUUUUUUCGAAAUAACUGUCCAAAUGGGGAUUUUAAAGAUCAAAGUUUGUGGAAAUAAAAGAAAUUCUCAUGUUUAUAUUUUCUGCACAAAAGAUUUGAUAUGUCGAUUUCGACGCUCCCGUAAAUCCGUAAUAAAUCCUUUAGCUCACCUUCAUUUAUUAUUUGUAUUUCCUCCUACAAACCAAUAA
Echinococcus granulosus is the source of this 807-nucleotide messenger RNA. RefSeq lists its product as hypothetical. The transcript is spliced from 6 exons. The record is from RefSeq and is a predicted model, not a curated record. NCBI's taxonomy places the organism in Eukaryota, Metazoa, Platyhelminthes, Cestoda, Cyclophyllidea, Taeniidae. The coding region runs from base 1 to 807 and encodes 268 amino acids.